Messenger RNA from Pararge aegeria (speckled wood butterfly), 374 nucleotides. Its product is annotated as NADH dehydrogenase [ubiquinone] iron-sulfur protein 5-like. NCBI's taxonomy places the organism in Eukaryota, Metazoa, Arthropoda, Insecta, Lepidoptera, Nymphalidae. The record is from RefSeq and is a predicted model, not a curated record. The coding region runs from base 43 to 348 and encodes 101 amino acids. The transcript has 2 exons.
AGUAUUGCAGAGAAUAUUACAUUAUACAAUACAUUCGUGAAUAUGGGAGAACUUUCACCGUUAUUUCGAAAUGUUUUCACCGACAUAACGGGGGGCAUAGUAGACCACCAGCAGAUGGGGCGAUGUGCCAGACAAGAAAUGGACUUCAGGAAUUGUUUGGAAGGCUACGGUUGGGAUCGCGGCCUCAUCAGGUGUAAACAUCUGUUGGAAGAUUUUCAAGAGUGCCAGACUAAUAGGAAACAAUUUCUGCGUUUUAUGGCAAUGCGUAGAGAGCGCAACAGGAAAAUAGCUUGCGGAGAGAUCAGCAAAGACAAAGAAUAUGUGUCUCCAAGAAUAGAUAGUUAUUAACAAAUGCUACUGUUGAGCGAAAUUUA